Aspergillus caelatus is the source of this 3774-nucleotide messenger RNA. It is a transcript of the gene hmg1, whose product is annotated as HMG-CoA reductase. The record is from RefSeq and is a predicted model, not a curated record. The transcript is spliced from 4 exons. Lineage: Eukaryota; Fungi; Ascomycota; Eurotiomycetes; Eurotiales; Aspergillaceae. The coding region runs from base 216 to 3593 and encodes 1125 amino acids. Gene Ontology annotation, molecular function: protein binding; hydroxymethylglutaryl-CoA reductase (NADPH) activity. Gene Ontology annotation, biological process: ergosterol biosynthetic process; coenzyme A metabolic process; isoprenoid biosynthetic process. Gene Ontology annotation, cellular component: peroxisomal membrane; endoplasmic reticulum membrane.
CUCCAUGCGAUUGUCUGACGGUUGUGGAGAAAUUUUCACCACUGGGACAACCCGUCUAUACUAGGCUUGAGUGAAGUCUGAGACAAGUCGGGCGGUCUAUCCUGCGGAGAACGUCUUUUCCCUGCGGACCGUCGAUUUAGCAGAACUUCUCUCAAGACGAGGCCCUCACCGCCCUCUCUGUUUCGUCGAAAUUGUUGCCUUCGAUCACACCCAAGAUGGCGGCGACUUUGAUCCCUCGAAAAUGGCGUGCAACUGACGCUGAGGGUGACGCCCAACCGAGCUGGCUAAAGCGCCAGGUCACCGGCGGCUUGCAAUCUAUAUCCCGCCGGGCAUGUGCUCAUCCGAUCCACACAAUCGUCGUGGUCGCCUUGCUCGCUAGUACAACUUAUGUCGGUUUGAUCGAGGGGAGCAUAUUUGACAGUAUUAGGAACCCUAAGAAUGUCGCUGGUCAGGUCGACGUGGACACACUCCUCCAGGGUGGCAGGAAUCUUCGCCUGGGAGAAAGCACGUCCUGGAAAUGGCAGGUCGAAGAUGCCCUGAACCCCGUAGAUGUCGAGGCUGCUCAGCAUCUCGCAUUGACCACCUUUGUCUUCCCGGAUUCUACUAGGUCUGAUGCUACUGCUCCCAUUGCCGAUGAAGUUCCAGUUCCCGCCAACGCUUCUGCACAACAAGUUCCUCAUACUCCAAAUCUGUUCUCCCCGUUUUCUCAUGAUUCGUCUCUUGCGUUCACUCUCCCGUAUGCUCAGGUUUCUCAGUUCCUGAAAGCGGUGCAGGAGAUUCCCGACUCCUCGGCCGACGAGGAUGUUGGUGAACAAAAGAAAUGGAUUAUGCGGGCGGCCCGUGGGCCCGCUACCGGUCCCAGGACAGUUAAGCUCUGGCUUACAGAUGCAUGGAGUUCUUUCGUGGACCUGAUCAAGCAUGCCGAAACAAUUGAUAUUGUCAUUAUGACUCUGGGCUACCUGUCGAUGCAUCUGAGCUUCGUCUCCCUCUUCUUCUCCAUGAGACGCUUGGGCUCGAAGUUUUGGCUUGCGGGCACGGUUCUUUUGACUGGCGCUUUCGCAUUUCUGUUUGGCCUCCUCGUUACGACUAAACUCGGUGUUCCCAUCAACGUGCUCCUCCUGUCGGAAGGACUCCCGUUCCUCGUCGUCACUAUUGGGUUCGAAAAGCCGAUAAUCUUGACUCGGGCUGUGCUCAACGCUUCGGCUGACAACAAGCGCCGAGGUGCUGCUGCUCCUUCCAGCCCAGCGAACCCGACCACUGCGAUAUCCAUCCAAGACUCGAUCCAAACCGCAAUCAGGGAACAGGGCUUCGAGAUUGUUCGGGACUACUGUAUUGAGAUUGCUAUCCUCGUUGCUGGCGCUGCUUCAGGGGUGCAAGGCGGCUUGAAACAGUUCUGCUUCCUGGCUGCUUGGAUUUUGUUCUUCGACUGCCUCCUGCUGUUUACAUUCUAUACGACUAUUCUUUGCAUCAAGCUUGAAAUCACUCGUAUCAAGCGUCACAUUGCGCUCCGUAAAGCUUUAGAAGAGGAUGGUAUUACGCACCGUGUCGCCGAAAAUGUGGCCUCAAACAAUGAUUGGCCUCAGGCUGGCUCGGAAAACAGCGACACCAGCAUCUUCGGAAGGAAAAUCAAGUCAAGCAAUGUGCGCCGUUUUAAGAUUCUCAUGGUUGGAGGUUUCGUUUUGAUUAAUGUGGUCAACUUAUCUGCCAUUCCUUUCCGGAAUUCCGCUCUGGGCCCUAUUCCGUUGCUCUCCCGGGUAUCCAACGUGCUCGCGCCCACACCGAUUGACCCAUUUAAGGUCGCUGAAAACGGUCUUGAUUCGAUCUACGUGACUGCGAAGAGCCAGAUGACGGAAACUGUUGUGACUGUCAUCCCACCAAUCAAGUACAAGCUCGAAUACCCUUCAGUCCAUUAUGCUGCGCCAGGAGAUAGCCAAUCCUUUGACAUUGAAUACACUGAUCAACUAUUGGAUGCUGUUGGUGGACGCGUGAUUGAAAGUUUACUGAAGAGCGUCGAGGACCCAGUCAUCAGCAAAUGGAUUAUUGCUGCGCUCACCCUGAGCAUCGUUCUCAAUGGUUACCUUUUCAACGCGGCACGGUGGAGUAUCAAGGAACCCGAGGCUGCCCCUGCGCCCAAGGUCGUCGAACCGAAGGUUUACCCCAAGGUGGAUUUGAAUGCGGACAGCUCGAAGAGAAGUGCAGAGGAAUGUGAAGUAUUCCUGAAGGAAAAGCGGGCACCCUAUUUGUCAGAUGAGGAUCUAAUUGAGCUUUGCUUGCAAGGCAAGAUUCCCGGGUAUGCUCUGGAGAAGACCAUGGAAAAUGAGGACCUGAUGAGCCGCGUGGAUGCCUUCACGAGGGCAGUCAAAAUCAGAAGAGCUGUGGUAUCUAGGACCAAGGCCACGUCUGCCGUUACAAGCUCUUUGGAGGCCUCGAAGCUCCCUUACAAGGACUACAACUAUACAUUGGUUCACGGUGCAUGCUGUGAGAAUGUCAUUGGAUAUUUGCCUCUGCCCCUUGGGGUUGCUGGACCUCUUACCAUCGAUGGCCAAAGCUACUUUAUCCCCAUGGCUACCACUGAGGGUGUGCUGGUAGCAAGUGCCAGCCGUGGUGCUAAGGCUAUCAAUGCAGGCGGUGGUGCAGUGACCGUCCUCACUGGUGAUGGUAUGACUCGUGGUCCCUGUGUUGGUUUCCCUACCCUGGCACGCGCCGCUGCUGCAAAAGUUUGGAUUGACUCUGAGGAGGGUCAGAGUAUCAUGAAGGCCGCGUUCAACUCUACCAGCCGCUUUGCGCGUCUCCAGACUAUGAAGACCGCUCUUGCUGGUACAUACCUGUAUAUUCGUUUCAAGACAACGACCGGCGAUGCUAUGGGUAUGAACAUGAUCUCCAAGGGCGUUGAGAAGGCGCUUCAUGUGAUGUCUACGGAAUGUGGAUUUGAUGACAUGGCCACCAUCACCAUUUCUGGUAAUUUCUGUACAGACAAGAAGUCCGCUGCUCUUAACUGGAUCGAUGGACGUGGCAAGUCAGUUGUAGCAGAGGCUAUCAUCCCUGGUGAUGUUGUCAAGAGUGUGCUCAAAAGUAACGUUGAUGCGCUGGUCGAAUUGAAUACUAGCAAAAACCUGAUUGGAAGUGCAAUGGCUGGAAGCUUGGGUGGCUUUAACGCCCACGCAUCAAACAUUGUCACUGCCAUUUUCUUGGCAACGGGUCAGGAUCCUGCGCAGAACGUGGAAAGCAGUAGCUGCAUUACAACUAUGAGAAAUCUCAAUGGUAACCUUCAGAUUUCCGUGUCAAUGCCUUCGAUCGAGGUCGGAACCAUUGGUGGUGGUACGAUUCUUGAAGGGCAGUCCGCUAUGCUUGACCUACUCGGUGUGCGCGGUUCUCACCCCACCAACCCUGGUGACAACGCCCGUCAACUCGCACGGAUUGUUGCCGCCGCUACGCUUGCAGGCGAACUGAGCUUGUGCUCUGCACUUGCUGCCGGCCAUCUUGUCCGUGCGCACAUGGCGCACAACCGCAGUAACGCCCCUACACGGUCGUCAACUCCUGUCUCGGCGGCUGUUGGCGCUGCUCGGGGAUUGACUAUGACGAGUUCGAAAUGAACGAGGGUCUAGGUAGCCAUUUGUUCCUUUAGCUGCCUCAUGACACACUACUGCCAAUACCGCUGCUAUGUAGCAGACCCUCUUCCUGGCUCUCCUCCCCGCAUUCCUUGUAUAUUCAAUGAUACCCUAUGGUUCUUGGUUAAAGGCCCUUGUGUGUAGGGUCGCGCAUCUUUUGACUCUA